AGAGGUUAAAGUGUUACUCUCAAAUUCGUCUAUUCUCAUACAAAAAAAUAAUAGCAAAAACUUUGGAGAAUUUCUGAGAUACCAACUAAUGUUGAGUUUUGUAGUAGGAUAGCUAGUUAUGCUUUUGUAUCCUGUCACAAGGUGCUCGGUGGAAUUUCGUCUUAAAUAAUAGAAAAGAAAGAAAAAAGUUAUUUUUAAACAAAAAUUAGAUUGUUUCAACGCACAAAAUGCUUGGUUGUGUAGAAAACUGCGGUCAUUAUGGCCCACCCCCUGAUACCAUUUUAUCCAUGCCUCCUCCACCAUUGCCAUCAUUUCUAAUUCCAAACACCGCUAUCAUUGCAUUACCCCCAAAUGACACCCAUCCAUGUUUUGCUGCAUUUCUAUGCGAACCAAAUCCACGUCCAAGGGAGAGUGGAUUAGAGUUUAUCGAGCUCACCGGAAGGAAUCACAUGGAAAAUACUUGGGUCUUUGUUUUAAUAAGUUCAUGUGUUGGAGUUCUUAUACUUGGGGCAUUAUUUGCCAUCAUUUUGCUCAAGUGUCGAGAGACCCUAUUUUCAAGUUGCAAUUUAUCAUAUCAUGAUUCCAACAUAAAACAGACCACAAUGUCAGCUCUGGGUGAACCUUCAAAGGCAAAUCCAUUUAUGGCUGGAGGGAUAUUAUAUCCUUGUGCAACAAACAGAGAUUCAUUGCAACAUCAGCUUACCAACGAUAAUAGACUUCUUUGGGCUACAUUGACUCCGCAUGGAACAAGACAUUUUGUUUCAGACUAUCCUUUAGGCCAUGAUGGUCAUUAUGAAGUUGUUGAUUAUCGUGCCAAGGAUCCUGUACCAGCACGUGAUUAUGUCAAAAGGACCCCAAUUAAAUCAUUUGACAAUAGCGGUUUUAUUGAUUAUGACUAUGAAGAUCCAACUCCUCUUAUGGAUUCCUAUCACGAUGACUUAGAUUCUGGCUAUCAAGAACCCCAAGAAGUUCUGGGAACUCUAUCUCGCAGCUCACCUCGACCACUUGUAUCUUCGCCAACCAAAAUUGAGAAUCCCAAUAUACCACCAUUGAAUAUCUAUCCACAUCGCUCCAAUACUUCGCAUUCGGGUACCUUGAAUCGAAAGGCAACUUUAAGCCGACGUAUAAGUGAUGCUUCAUCAUACGGAGGUCCAAAUAUGUAAGGAGAUCAUCAGAGAAGAAAAUCAAAACGAAAAUUUACAAACAAAUCUAUCGCUCAAGUUAAAAAAAGGUGGUAGUAUAUUAAUUUAUAUCCAUCCCUAAUUUUUUUUUUUUAUAAUAAAUAUAGCAAUUAAGAUUAUAUAGGUAAAAAUGGACUCAUGACAUAUGUUAUACACUUAAGUAAUUUCAUAUUUUUUAUUUUACACCACAUGACCAUUCUCGUGCUAUCGUGUUUUCAUGUAAUUUUGAGUAACAAACUCUGAACCAACUUACGUGACCGAGUAGCUAUAGUAUUUUUUAAUACUUUGUCCCAUAAAAUACGACUAGGUUAAUGAUUUGAUUUUUUUUUUAGCAUUUCUGAAAAUGUUGCUUUUCACAAAACAGUUCUAACAGACUUGAACUCAAACUAUUCACUUGCCCAAAAUGCAGCCUGCUAAAAAUGUUUCUAUGUAUGGGCUCUUGCAUCAAUUUCAAAUUCUAUGGUAUAUCAGUUGAUCGGAAAUUUCGUCUCGAAGUGAAGCAAGACCAUUUCAACUUUUUGUCGCGUGCAGCGCAGGCCACCUGAAAUUAAGUUCUGAAUUUUUAAAGGUCAUAUAAUCAAAUGUCACCUAAAUGUCAUUUAACCUUUUGUGACAUCUGGCCAAUCAGAGCUUCCUAAAAUUCAGAACUCAAGUUCAAAAAUGUUAGCUGUGAAUAAUUCUGAUAAAUGGCGCCGGAAUUGUGAGGAGAUACAACGAAACACAU
This is a messenger RNA of Episyrphus balteatus (marmalade hoverfly), 1905 nucleotides long. RefSeq lists its product as uncharacterized. The coding region runs from base 228 to 1163 and encodes 311 amino acids. The record is from RefSeq and is a predicted model, not a curated record. The transcript has 4 exons. NCBI's taxonomy places the organism in Eukaryota, Metazoa, Arthropoda, Insecta, Diptera, Syrphidae.